AUGGUCGGCCAUUCUCACAGCUUCCCGCAGUUCUCGAGACUGCCGCUGGAGCUGCGAGACCAGAUUUGGGGAUAUGCGCUCCCAGAGCCACGAGUCUAUGAGGUGUUAGACUCUCCAUGCUCCGCGCAGACACAAUCUACACCAUCGAGUCGCCUCAUGUUCGCAGAUGUCCGGAAUGAACCGCCUCCCGCAAUAGCCAGAGUGUGCCGCGAUGCUCGUCAUGCAGUCCUCCGCCGCUACAAGCCCCUCGUAUUCUCGAACACAGUCAAGCAUAUUGAUCUCUCGAGAGAUAUCCUUCUUCUGGACUCAUAUCUACAGGUGAAGAGACUACUCAAGGUCGUACGUCUUCUCAGCCAGAUCGAAGCUGUCCGCACGAAAGCUUGCCGCAUUGCGCUUGGGACCUCCUGGGGCUUUUACACCGGCCUUCACCUCAGACUGUUCCACAAAACAGUCCAAACAAAGCGGAACAUGGAGAAAUUUCUCGAGCAUGUAUCAAAGUUCCGCCGGUUAAAGACCAUCAUUCUUGUUGUUUAUCAAAGAUCGGCCUUCAACUUGAGGUUGAAGGUCCCAGACCAACAACCUCUUCCAUGGCGGCAUUACGAUUGGUAUGAGCCGUACCAUUUCAACUUUAACGUCAACUUCAAUUUUGACAACUACUUCCUGCGUCGACCUUACCAGAGUCGACUGGUGCGCUACGAACCCGAAGUCGAGAGAGUCGACAAGUCACAGCAGCCAUCCGUCCGUCAAUCAAAGCAGCAAUCGGUCGAUCUUCAUCCGAGAGGCUACCAGGUCCACGACCUGAAAGACACAUUCGAGAAGUGGAUAGAAAAGCUCUCCGGAAAUGGUGCACUGGGAGACUUCCAGCGGCCGAGCUUGGAAACCGCGACGCUGACGUGGAUAUAUACCGGCGUUGGCUACUAA
This is a messenger RNA of Neoarthrinium moseri, 921 nucleotides long. RefSeq lists its product as uncharacterized. Lineage: Eukaryota; Fungi; Ascomycota; Sordariomycetes; Amphisphaeriales; Apiosporaceae. Bases 1 to 921 code for a protein of 306 amino acids. The record is from RefSeq and is a predicted model, not a curated record. The transcript has a single exon.